Molecule: messenger RNA, 885 nt
Organism: Echinostoma caproni
Lineage: Eukaryota; Metazoa; Platyhelminthes; Trematoda; Plagiorchiida; Echinostomatidae
Source: the annotation of a GenBank genome assembly
AUGUGGUUUCAUUGCAGUUGUGAGGUCUCAAUUUGUGGUAUUCCCUCGUUUUUGAUCUUGGAAUUUCUCUUCUUACUUUUGGUUUGGUUUCAGUUACCUCGACGAUCUCGACCCAGUGUCCCCAACCAGAGUUCCGCACCUCUUCGAUUUCAACCCCAUGAUUGUUGUUGUGAUGAGAAAUUUUUGAAUGAACUAAACAGUUUCGCCCCCAAAACAGAACCUAAACAAAAUUCAGAUUCACAGACUAAUCUUACCGAACAGGUGAAGAAAACCGAAACAGAUUCCAUCCGAUCCCAAGAAAUUCCCAUGACCACAUCUCCAAACGAGCACCGUCCACAUACCUGGUCGAUCUCCUCGUCUAGUGCUUCCCUAAGUACGGACGAAUAUGGUUUAUCCAAAGAUGGCUACCCUGCACAUACAGACACAGAACAAUUGCCCGAUAGCACUUCACCAAAUGCACCCAUGGUUGUGUCUGGAUCGGUCAGUCAAGGCCCUACUCCGGUGCAUCAGUCCAAACACUGUUUCGUGGAUGUCGAUUGUGAGACAACUUGGAGUUGUGGUCCUCAUGGAUAUCGUGUUCUCUCAUUAGACGGAGGCGGAGUUCGUGGGCUUGUUUUGGUUCAAAUGUUACGAGCCUUGGAGAAAGCUUCUGGUCGACGCAUCACCGAGUUGUUCGAUUGGAUGGUCGUGUGUUGUGUUUUCAUAUGUAUGCAUAGAGCUAUUGAUUCGAGUAGGUCUCUCAAGCCCCCAGGUUUGUGUCCGAAAGACUGCUACUGGUGUGUUGAACACAUUGAAAAAUGUGGCAGCGAACCGACAGCAACGGCGUUCUUGUUGUCAUUUCUUAUCAGACCAGAGUGCUUGAACGGGAUAUGUAUGUACCGUUAA